AUGGAGAAACUUCCUACAAUCAUUUUACCUGGGGCUGAAGUACCGUCGUCCAGUCCGAGAGCGGCCAGCUCGUUAGGUUCUUUGGAGAAGCUGCAAACUAGUAUUAGAAAUUCUCCGCUACGCCUUGGCGGAAUCCGUCUGCGCUGUCCUCGCCCUCAACAGUUGGUGGAUGAGUUUUACGUAAAGCGUCUGGGGAUGCAGGAGCUGGCGCUGAGCUCUUUGGGAAACAAAGCAGGCUGCGGCGGGGCAUUGGGGUUCUCCUUUGUGCUCCCACCGAGGUCUCAGCUUCACCAAGUGCUGCAGCAGCUGUCACUUCGCUCCCAACACAGACGGAGCAGCAGCUCUAGUAGCAGAGCAGACAUAGCCAGCUCUUUGGCGGAUGAAGUGGGGGGGAGUGGAAAGUUGUCUUUGAAGGAGAACGAAGUUAACCCUAGCGGGGUUUCCAGUAGACGCACUAGCUUUGGGAGCCAGUAUUCAAGCAGGAACGUCGGGAAUUUUCCAGCGUUGUCGGGAAGUCGUUUCGCAGCAUUUGAGUUCUUCUCGCCGGCAGAAAUUGAUAGUAUGCUUGCCGAAGCAUCCGAAUCUGCAGAUAAUCACCCAUCAUUGAGCAUCAAGCCCAAGAAUUGGCUGAGACAUCCUGGUGGUCAGUUUGUGCUGGAGUUUGUCCCGGUGCAGAAGGUGGGGGGAAUGUAUAAGCCAUUCGAGAACCACGCGUGUGACGCGUUUACCCACUUGGCCUUCAGCGUCUGCGACGUUGAUGCAGUUGCAGUGGAUUUAUCGCAACAUAUGGUUCGCGUACAGCCAGCUGGGCAAUUCUUGGAUAUGGCCUAUGCUGCCAGUUUCACAGACCCUCAAAAUUUUACUGGCCGCCUACUGCAGUACAUGAGUGAAUAUAAAAUGGCCUCGUUGAAGGCACUUUUAAGUGGGGAGUCACGACAUUCUUCUUCACCAGAACCACCGCCAGAUGACCCUGAAGAACGCAGGAAGCUUAACCAGGGGCCUCCUGACACAUCAGUAGGAUCGAAGGAUGAGGCGGACACUACACAUCCGUAUCCGUUUCCGUCUCCUCAAAGCAGCUGCUGUUCAUUAUCAGUACCGGGUUCUGUUGCGUCUUCUUUCUUCUCUAACGAACGAGAUGGCUGUUUGCCAGCACCCACACCAGAGGAGGUUAAAGCCGUCGAGUUAUCGGACAGCUCUUCGCCCUCUUUUCGCUUUGAUACGCUUCCUCUGCAAAAGCUUCCCGUCCUCCAUCACAUUGAGAUUUCUGUUGCGGACGUGAAGAAGACGCUUGCAUUUUACGAAAACGUGUUGGGAAUGACGCUGAUAGACAAGAAGACAGCGCAUGGCUUUGGUUUCACUCUUUACUUCCUUUCACUUGAAGCCCCAACAAACACUUCACUUCAUUACUGGUUGUGGACCCAGCGAUUCUCUACAAUCUGCAUUAAAGUACACACAGAUGGUACUCCGGUGAAAGACUACGAGGACCUCCAGCCACAUGAGUGCGGCUUUUUGGGCAUUUCAUUUCUCUGCGCAGAAAGUGAAGGAGCGAACCUUCUAAAAAGAAUAAAAUCAUACAAUAUUGGAGUUGAUACUGUCGAUGACGAGGUAUAUGGACAGCAAGUUCUGUUGCUAAGAGAUCCACAAAAUAUUCCAAUACGUAUUGCACUGACGAACUAA
Molecule: messenger RNA, 1677 nt
Organism: Eimeria necatrix
Lineage: Eukaryota; Apicomplexa; Conoidasida; Eucoccidiorida; Eimeriidae
Product: glyoxalase, putative
Exons: 8
Coding region: 1-1677 (558 amino acids)
Molecular function (GO): lactoylglutathione lyase activity; metal ion binding
Source: RefSeq, a predicted model, not a curated record